Prunus avium (sweet cherry) is the source of this 1290-nucleotide messenger RNA. Lineage: Eukaryota; Viridiplantae; Streptophyta; Magnoliopsida; Rosales; Rosaceae. The record is from RefSeq and is a predicted model, not a curated record.
AUGGGAGACAUCUUACAGGUACAACAAAAUGAUGGGUUCGAACGAUAUUUAGGACUCAAUGCUGACUUUGGGGCUUCAAAACAGCGGGUCUUUGAGGAUGUAUGCAACAAAAUUAAUGCCAGGCUUAUGGGAUGGUCUGAACAAUAUUUAUCUCAAGCUGGGAAUGAAGUUUUGAUCAAAGCAGUAGCUAUGGCUAUGCCAAAUUUUGCUAUGUCCUGUUUUAAGCUACCAAUUAAUUUAUGCAAGGAGAUUGAAAGGGAGAUCAUUCAUUAUUGGUGGAAGGGGCACAAGGAGCAUGAGGGUAUCCAUUGGGUUGGAUGGCAACGUCUCUGUAUGAUGAAAGAAGCAGGAGGUAUGGGGUUUAGAGAUCUUAGAUGCUUCAACCUGGCUAUGCUUGCAAAAAUUGGCUGGCGGAUUAUCAAACAUCCGGACUCUCUGUUGGCUACUACCUUCCGGGACAAGUAUUUCAGGUCUUCAGAUUUUAUGAGAGCUGUUGUUGGUUGUGGGUCGUCGUGGGGUUGGAAGGGUAUUGUGCAAGGACGGAAAAUAUUGGAGGCAGGUAUGAGAUGGCGUUUAGGCAAUGGACAUCAAGUUCAUAUUUGUCUAGAUAACUGGGUGCCCAAACCUUCUACUUUCAAGAUUUACUCUAGACACCCAGAUAUGCCUAUUUUAGUGCAAGGGCUUAUUGACAAUCAGAUGAAGAUGUGGAAUCAGGAUCUUAUAUUGCGUUGUUUCAGUUGUGUGGAAGCCCAGACUAUUUUAUCCUUACCUCUUAGUAGGUGGGGCUGUGAUGACAAACUAGUGUGGCACUUCACUGCGCAUGGUGGUUACACACUGGAUGUCUUACAAUUGGUGGGGGAGGAGUUUAGUGAAUGCUGGGAAAGCAUAUUAAAGAAGUAUGAGAAGAAUGUGAAUUUUCAAGAAAUAUUACAGGUGGUGGUUUUUGGGUUGUGGCGUUUAUGGAAAACAAGAAACAGUGCGGUGUUUGAAGGGACUGUUACUGAUCCAACCACUAUGGUGAGAAGUCUCCAAGCUCAGGUGCAGGAGUAUAGGGCAGCUCUGAUGUCGGCCAACCCUCUGAUUAACGAGCUGCCCCGUCUGCUAGAUCGUGCUCAAAGUGGGUCAGCUUCGUGGGUUAAGCCGGCACAUGGUUGGGUCAAGGCUAAUUGUGAUGGAGCUUGGUUGCAGCAGACGCAAAGAGGUGGGGCUGGUUGGGUUAUUAGAGACACUUAUGGCUGGCUGGUGCGUGCAAGGGGGGGUGGGGGGAUUAACAGGGCAGUAUGGCAUUGA